AUGGAAGAUCUGAAGUUUGGGUUCGCUUUGGUGGUAUCGUUCAAGAAUGUAUCGACUUCUCUCCAAGCUCUCUCCCACCAUGCACAAGAGAAAGAGCGUUCGUUCGUUUUCAUCCUCCAUAACAGGUCCGUUUAUGUCGCUAAGUGUAAGUGCGAAACCCUCGCCGGGUGGCGUCAACAUAGGAGAAGUGAUGUUGUUCGACCCCGCCAAAGAAGAGCUACUCGAACUAACGGACAAAAUAAUUCCUGA
This is a messenger RNA of Eruca vesicaria subsp. sativa (arugula), 249 nucleotides long. The record is from the annotation of a GenBank genome assembly. Lineage: Eukaryota; Viridiplantae; Streptophyta; Magnoliopsida; Brassicales; Brassicaceae.